Messenger RNA from Podospora anserina S mat+, 5487 nucleotides. RefSeq lists its product as uncharacterized. Gene Ontology annotation, biological process: post-transcriptional tethering of RNA polymerase II gene DNA at nuclear periphery; RNA export from nucleus; protein import into nucleus. Gene Ontology annotation, molecular function: structural constituent of nuclear pore. Lineage: Eukaryota; Fungi; Ascomycota; Sordariomycetes; Sordariales; Podosporaceae. Gene Ontology annotation, cellular component: nuclear pore cytoplasmic filaments; nuclear pore. The transcript has 3 exons. The record is from RefSeq and is a predicted model, not a curated record. Bases 1 to 5487 code for a protein of 1828 amino acids.
AUGGCGUUCGGCGGUUUUGGCGGCGGCGGCGGCGGCUUCGGCCAGAAUAAUAACACCACCGGCUCGACAUUCGGCGGCUUUGGUGCUACAAACAACACAUCUUCAGGUACGUGUCAACGACUUUUCGGGUUUGGCACAGGCACAGGCUUUGGAGCAACCAACAAUGCUGCCCCCGGCACCACUGGCGGCAGUCUCUUCGGCGGCGGCGGCGGCGGCGGUACUACUGGCGGCUUUGGUACUAACACCACUGGAGGUGCUUUUGGAGGUGGUGGUUUCGGCGCCGCGAAGCCAGCAUUCGGCACGCCAGCCAGCACAAGCGGUGGAGGCCUUUUUGGGAGCACAACUGCCACCGCCGGCGGCACCGGGUUCGGCUUUGGCAACACUGCCAACACUGCUGCCACGUCAACACCCUUUGGCGGCGGCGGUGGAUCAUCACUGUUCGGCGCAGCCAAGCCUGCCACAACCGGCUUUGGCGGGACAAGCACGGGCUUCGGCGCCGGGGCGACUGGCGGCAGCCUUUUCGGCGGUGGAGGCACAAGCACCACGGGGACCGGCUUCGGUGCGACGACCAACCCCGGGAUCGGCACCGCGACUGGCGAAGCUCCAGGGACGGCAGUUGUUGCUUUCAACCCCCUGGUAGAAAAGGAGCCCAACAAUGUGUCUCAGAGCAACUCAUUCCAGAACGUAUGCUUCAUGGACGCCUACAAGCGCUGGUCUCCUGAGGAGCUUAGAUUGGUCGACUACAACCAGGGUCGGAAAUCUGGAGGGGCUACUGGGUCGACGUUUGGAAGCACCAACUUUGGAGGCUUUGGCGCUACCGGGACAACAACAACUAAUACUGGCUUCGGCGGCGGUGCCACUACAGGAUCAAGCUUGUUUGGUGGCGGUGGAACAAGCGGAGGAUUCGGAGCAGCAACAACUACUCCAGCUGCCAAUACCGGUGGCUUUGGCGGCAGCAGUCUCUUCGGUGCUAAGCCUGCAACAGCAACCACUGGCAUGUUUGGAGGCACCCCCGCGCAACCUGCCGCUACGGGUGGCAGUCUCUUUGGAGGUGGUGGAGGUGGUUUUGGCACCACGGGAACAACUACUGGUGGCUUCGGCGGUGGAGCUGCCACGACCGGUACUAGUCUCUUCGGCACCAACACCGCAACUGCCGCGAAACCCGCCUCCGGCUUCAGCUUUGGAACCGGUGGCACUGCGACUACUAAUACCGGCUUUGGAGGCACCGGCACUGCUGGCACCGGCACUGGACUCUUUGGAGCCGCUACACAACAACCUGCCGCAACCGGCGGCGGGCUUUUCGGCACUCAGCAACAACAGCAACCUGCCACGUCGGGCUUUGGCGGCUUUGGCCAAACCGCGGCCCAACCCGCUGCCACAGGAGGUAUCUUUGGAACCGCACCAGCCAAGCCUGCCACUGGUCUGUUUGGAACUGCCACCACAACCGCUCAACCGGCGACGGGCGGCUCUUUGUUCGGUGCGACUGGAACGACAACAAACACAGGAUUCGGCGGAGCUGCCGCCCAGCCCGCAGCGGGCGGGAGUCUCUUCGGGGCAAAGCCGGCAACUGGCGGGCUCUUCGGUACAACCACGACGCCUGCCGCGACCGGCGGUGGUCUCUUCGGGAAUCCUCAGCAACAGCCUGCUGCCACAGGAUUCGGCGCCGGCCUGGGCCAGAAUAACCAGCAAAAGCCUCUUUUUGGCAACACCACUGGUGGCGGUCUCUUUAGCCAGCCGGCACAACAGCAGGGCGGUUCGCUAUUCGGCGCUUCUCAGACGCAGCCCCAGCUCGGCUUGGGCAACUCUCUGCUUGGUGCUUCCCAACAACAGCAGCAGCAGCAGGGUUUGUCGACUAGCAUCAAUGACCUUUCCGCUUAUGGUGCCGCUACCUUGUUCUCGGGUCUCAGUGAUGACAAGAUCGUCAAUCCUGGGCCCCUGGCCACUCCUCUAGGUGGCAAGCCCAAGGUUAAGAGCCGGUCGAUUUUGCCCAUGUACAAGCUCAGCCCCGCGAACGCUUCCCGCUUCGUCACCCCGCAGAAGAGAGGCUACGGUUUUUCGUACAGCGCCUAUGGGUCGCCUGCUACGCCUUCCAGCAUCUCGAGCACCCCCGGCGGCUUUGGACAGAGUCUUUUGGCCAGCAGUGUCAACCGUGGUUUGAGCAAGAGCAUUUCUGCCAGCAACCUGCGCCGCAGCUUCAACGUUGAAGAUAGUAUCCUGCAGCCAGGUGCUUUCUCGGCCAACUCGAGCAUGCGUCUUCUUGGCAGCGCUAGCAGCAACAAGAAGCUGAUCAUCAAUAAGGACAUGCGGAGCGAUCUGUUCAGUAGCAGUGAUAAGAAGCAAGCUCAGGAAGAUGCGAGCGGUGCUCGCAAGUUGGCCAAGAGAGUGAGCUUCGAUACCAGCACAGCUGAUAGUCCCAGCAACGACGAGGUCGCUGCGAUUACGGAUGGCAGCGAGAAUGAUCUUGGCUAUCUCAGGCCUUCCAUUCGUUCCACCAACAACGGCGCCAACGGCAGCAAGGCUUCUCCGGCCUCUGCCGCUCCCGAGAUGACACAAGUCAAGGGCAAUGAGCUUGCCAUCGUCCAUGAGGAAGAAUCUCCUGCCGCCGCUCGGGUUACGCUUGCUGCCAAAGCUCCCGCCUCCCCAUCCGCUGGUUCUGAGGAGGCUGGUGAGUAUUGGAUGAGCCCGUCGCUCGAGGACAUCCGUGCCAUGAACAGGACGCAGCGCCAAAAGGUUGUGGACUUUACUGUUGGUCGCGUCCACGUGGGUAAUGUCCAGUUCAAGGUUCCUGUCGAUCUCAGCAACAUCAACGUGGAUGAGAUCAUUGACAACAUCGUCAUCCUGGUUCCCCGCUCAGCCACCGUGUACCCGGUUGCGGCCAAGAAGCCGCCCGUUGGCAAGGGCCUGAACGUUCCUGCGCUGAUCUCGCUCGAGCAUUCAUGGCCCCGUGGUGGCAGGGACGUCAGUGGCCGCCGUCUUGAAAAGCACAUUCAGAAGCUCAAGGCUAUCCCCGACACGACUUUUGAAGACUACGACCCGGAGACUGGCGUCUGGCAGUUUUCUGUAGAGCACUUCACUACCUAUGGUCUGGAUGAUGAUGACUCCGACGAUGAAGAGUUUGAGGAGGAAGCCAUCCAGCCUAUGCAAGCUGCCAAGCGUGCUCAGCACGUUGAACAGAUCCCGAGCCCGGUUGUCGAGGCCUCGUCCACGUCGCCUGUUGACCCCGAUGACACCUUUGAGUUCAAGCGCAGCCGCCGCACUCUGCCUGGCGCCUUCGACGACGAUGAAGCCGCCAUGUUCGAUGAAGAAGAGGACUCUGAUGUCUCUCACCAGGGUACGCCACCUCAUGAGCCCCUGGACGCUGACACCCCCAUACCAUCACGGGAGUGGCCUGAAGAUGAAAGCAUGGCUGACGGACCCGGUGACUUCCAGCUCGAAGCCUAUGACGACUCGUACGAACAAGGGUCGGUCGACGGCGCCCAGGAUGAGUUCCAGCUCUCCCGUUACGACGACAACGCUGAGCGACUCCCUGCUGGCAUUGUGAGAGCACGGAUGCGGGCGCUCAAGAAGUCGACAGCCCCGACCAAGAUUGAGGUGGCCGGUGGUGAUGAUUGGACUCAGAUUUUGCAGGCGAGCGUGCGGGCGCCCAGGACGGUGGAUCGGGCCACGCUUCGGGAACUCAACGAGACGGGGGCGGUUUGGGAUAUGAAGGAUCGCGGGAGCCCCGCCCCCAAGGACGUGGCGGUGAAUAAUAACGACGACGGGUUUGCGACCAGUCUGGACUUGAUGAAGUCGCUGUUUCAGCAAACGAAAGGCGGGCCGACUCAGUCCUCGCAGGCAUCGCCCGCGAAGGGGUUCGUGAAGUGGCCAUACCAGACGCGUUCCAAGGUUGAAGACGACGAGACUCAGUCGGUCCCUCGUCCCACUUGGGGCCCUGACGGGGUUCUCGUGACGGCUCACGACGGCGAGGCCAGCCUGCAGGCUGUUGACGGCACGAUCACUCCUGGUGGGGAGGCGCAGGUCAACCCCAAGAUUCUGGCUCAGCUUCAGCAGUAUAUCGAUAGCGUUUCUGGCUAUCAGGGAGAUUCGGGCCCGGAGUUUAAGAAGGUGGCGCAGGGUGAUGCCGUUUGGGAGCUGGCGUCGCUGCUUUUUGACGAGAACGGCGUUGGACUGCCUGGUUUCUGGCGGCAACUGGUGCUGGAAUCGACCAAGACUGCGCUUGCGAGGGCUGAGUCGCCGGAGGAGAAGGCCAUCAUUUGUUUGGCUGGGAAUUUGGUCCCGGAGGCGUGUGCGCAGCUUGUCAAGGGGAGGGAUAUGAGACUUGCUGUGCUGGUUGCUGGGAUCGGGAGUCAGCAGGCGGAUAUCAAGGCUCAGUUGAGGGACUGGAGGGAGUCGAAUGUUCUCUCUGAGAUUUCCGAGCCCGUCCGCGCGGUUUAUGAACUUCUGGCCGGCAAUGCCUGUGUUUGUGACGGGGUCAAGGACGCGCCGAUUGAAAGUAGGGUUAGUUCCUUUACCAUUUCUCAGCGGUUCGGGUUGACUUGGGAGCAGGCUUUUGGGCUGAGGCUGUUUUAUUCUGCCGCCGAGGACGGGGCGCCGAACGUGAAGGGGGCGAUCAAGAGUUUUCAGAUGGAUGUCGAGCAGGACAGGGAGCCGGAGCCGGGGAGUCAGAUGUGGAGUUUGUUGAAGGCGUUUGCGAACCAGGAGUUUGACUGGAGUGAUGGGCGGUUGGGGUGGUUGAUGACGAGGGCUAUUCAUGCGAGCGGCAAGGUUGGGUUCGGGGAGGAUGAUGUCGGGAGGCUGGACAGGGCGAGUGUUGGGUUUGCGGGGGCGUUGACGGGGAUGGGGGAUUGGGUGCCUGCGGCGUUUGUGCUGCUGCAGCUGAGCGAGAGGGAGGCGAGGGAGAGGGCGGUUAGGGAUCACCUUGGGAGGCACGCCAGUUUUAUUGGUGCGCCGAGGAACCCGGGCAGUGCGUUCAGUGCGCUCAAGAAGUUUGGAGUCCCAGAAUCAUGGAUCUGGGAGGCGAAGGCGCUGGAUUAUAGGGCCAGGGGAGAAACCCACCAGGAGUUUCUCGCGCUGGUCUGGGCGAAAAACUAUGCCGAGGCGAACAGGGCUUUUGUUACGAAGGUUGGGCCGGAUCUGGUUAUUGGGAGGGAAUACAAGAAGCUGGCGACGUAUGCGCAGCUGCUGUUCAAGGUGAAGAGGAAUAUUUCGGACUGGGACAGGGCGGCGGUGGUGUAUUUGCUUUACCCCUUGGUUAGGCUGGAGAAGGGGAAGAAGAAGAGCAAACUGGAUGAGAUGGAGGAGAGGCUGUUUGAUGGGUUGGUUUCGCUGAGGGGGAUGGCGAGGGGGGAUUUGAGGCAGGAGGCUGCGAUUGCGGACAUGGCAGAGGAGUUGAUUCGGGUUAGGGGGGGGGAGGUGAGGCUCUAUGGGUUGCUGCCGAGUGAUGUUGCGGGGCGGUAUAGGAGGGCGGAGGUGUUGGGGGAGAUGUGA